UACAUCACUCAAUGUCAAUGUGGCCGCUGUGGUAUUUGGAAGACGUGAAAACAAUAGCAAAGCAUUUUUGAACAAAAAUGAAUUUUGUUAUUAAAAAUAUUACACGUAAUGCAGUGGCAUUAUGUUACCGCUCAACCAAUUCCAUAAAGCUCUGCCAAACAUCAAUACAAGAUAAUAUUAAAUGUAUUCAUACAACAAUUAAACAAUAUGAUUUAAUGGAUUUCUUCGAUAGUAAAAAGAACUGGAACGAAACAAAUAUACGUGUUGGCAGAGCAUGGCGUUUAGAUGAGCUGAGAAUAAAAUCAAAUACAGAUUUACACAAAUUAUGGUAUGUUUUACUAAAAGAAAGAAAUAUGCUUUUUACUAUGGAACAUGAAUGUAAUGAGAAAGUGCGCCUUUUCCCUAACCCAGAAAGGAUUGACAAGGUUGAAGAAUCAAUGAAUAAUAUAGAGACUGUUAUCAGAGAACGUAACACUGCAUAUUACAGGUUGGAAACUGGUGAAACAGGGGAACGUCCUGUUGUAGAUGUAGUUAACCUCUUUGGCUUACCAGAGAAGUACCAUAAGCAAGAACACUUCCUACCAAAAUUUAUGAAUUCGCGUUGGGUAAAAUCAUACAUGGAACAUGGAUAUAUUAACAGUUUAUCAGUAAAAAAGUUCUACAGAUUAUAUCAAGAAAAGUUAUAUAACAUUAAAAGGAAAGAGCGGAAUAGGAAUUUUAAUCAAGUCCAACAUCUUUUGAAGCGCUUUCCGGAUAUGGACUUGGAAAAGCUACAAGCUGAGUAUCCUGAUGUUGAUUUAGAGAAAGCUAAAAGGUCGAAAAAAGCAAGAGGUCAUUUCUUACCCAAAUAUUAAAUUAAAAGUGGUUAUAAUUUACAGUAUGAACUUAGAUUCAUUAUUGGUCUUUGCUCCAACUAUAUACCACCUUAUUAGUUAAACUGAAGUCAGUAUUUAAUAUAUAAUAUAGAUAAGACAGUUCAUAGAUAUAAUAUACUACUACUUCUAAAGCUAUGUUCAUAACAUCAAGCCUUUACCACCAAAUUAGCGUAACCAACUAAAAAAUAUAUUUGCCAAAGCUUUAAUUAAAUUCACAAAUUAACCUUUUCUUAAAUUUUUCCUUUAUUGAAUAAGCUAAUUCAACGGGAAAGACUUAUUAGCAUAGUUGCAAUAGGUCAAGGUGUUCAAGGAUGGUAGAGGCAGUAUCUAGUUGGAGUACUUCAAAGACCAACGUUUAAAAGUAGAAAUUAUAUUUUACCUUAUCUAAAUUUGAGUUUGUAACCUCUAACAUUCUUGCUGUUGUGAUGCAUUUGAAAAAAAUAAAAUACAAAUUAAAAUGUCUUUUGA
Messenger RNA from Pararge aegeria (speckled wood butterfly), 1343 nucleotides. It is a transcript of the gene mRpL47, whose product is annotated as 39S ribosomal protein L47, mitochondrial. Lineage: Eukaryota; Metazoa; Arthropoda; Insecta; Lepidoptera; Nymphalidae. The transcript has a single exon. The coding region runs from base 78 to 854 and encodes 258 amino acids. Gene Ontology annotation, biological process: mitochondrial translation. Gene Ontology annotation, molecular function: structural constituent of ribosome. The record is from RefSeq and is a predicted model, not a curated record. Gene Ontology annotation, cellular component: mitochondrial ribosome; mitochondrial large ribosomal subunit.